This is a messenger RNA of Drosophila sechellia, 2152 nucleotides long. RefSeq lists its product as uncharacterized. The record is from RefSeq and is a predicted model, not a curated record. Bases 202 to 2103 code for a protein of 633 amino acids. NCBI's taxonomy places the organism in Eukaryota, Metazoa, Arthropoda, Insecta, Diptera, Drosophilidae. The transcript has 7 exons.
GUCAGGCCCGUGCCCAACAAAAAUAGACAGGGCAUACAUUUGGGCUUGCGGCCGCGAUGAGAAGCGAUGGCUAGCGGCCAAUUGAAUCGAGGCGGACCGCAAGACUCCCGACCAAGAACAAUGCGCAUUCUUCAUUGUUCGUUCAAUUGAGCAACGUGCUCUGGGUAAUUUUGCACUCGAAAUAAGAUAGACGCAGCUAACAUGAACCAGUCGGGGGUCCACAAAAAGAAGCCAAGGAUUCGGAAUCGCCAGCGCAACAAGAUCAACCAGGUGCAGCAGGAUCAGGGGGAAUCUCCAGAUAAAAGUGCUCCACUCGAAAGUAAUGGCUCAAAAGCGGCAACUUCUAUAGAAAGUAAAUCUCCGGUGGAAAAUCCCUUACUUACAAGUGGAAACCCUCUGCUUGAAUCUUUAUCACAAAUUGGUCAAGUGGAAAAUCCGCAAGAGAACGAUACAAUUCGGCUGAUACAGCAACUGUUACGUAGGAAAUUAUUGGCCAAAAAUAGUGCUGUGCCAUCCAGUGAAAAUAAGGCAUCAACUGAUCCGGUCAAAAUAGUUACCCAACCAAAGGAAAUCAAAAGUGAAGAGAAGAAACCAAAGAUUUCGAGUGCUUCGGUGACUCCAAAAGUCAAAACAGAAGCCAAGGCAUCUGGAAUUUCCAAAGAAGAGGAAAUAAAUGAUCUGCUCAAGUGCUUGGGCAGCAAAUUGCCAAAGGGAUCUGGUGAAUCCCCAGCAGCCGCUUUAUUCAGCAAUCUUGGAAAGCUUUUCAGCCAAGCGCCGCCCAGCGAUGUCGAGUCAUCCGAUGAGGAAGUGGAGGAGUAUGUGGAGUACAUCUAUAAGCCAAGGCAAUACUUUAUGGCCUCCCUGUGCAAUUUCUGCAAAUCAGAUCUGUGCGCCCAGAAUCGGAUACCCUGCUCCCGCUGUGGACUGAGCUACUACUGCAGCAGUGGGCACAUGAAAGAAGACCAGGAGCACCGCCAGCUAUGCUACGCCCUGCGCCAGACGGUGGACCGCAAUGGUCACGAGAUGUUCUACAAGUGCGGCGACUUCAGUGACGAACAGUUCCGUUCCUACCGGAUCGUGUGCAUUCGCCAGGUGGAGAAGGAGAUGAAUCGUCAGCUCAGCGCAACGGAGAGGGAGUUGCUCCUAUUCCCUCUGAUCUGUGCCGACUCAAAGUGCCGGGAGCAUCGCUUUAAACGUCUAUCCAUGUGCGGAGGAUGUGGCGAGUUGGCUUUCUGCAGGGAUAAGCCGGAGCACCGAGGCAAGGAGCACGCCAAGUGGUGUGGAGCCUACCAGAUUUUCAAGGCCUUCAUCAUGUUUCAGGAAAAGUUCGGCCGCAUGGAGCCAUCUCUGCCCAGAAAGAUUCUUAGAGAGCUGCCCAUGGCUUGCUCCAACACCAAGCAGGUGAUGAAGAAGCUAAGCUUUAAUGUUACCAACGAGUGUGAGUACGCAGCACUUACCCAGGUGUCCACUGGCCCAUUAACUGCCUGGUUUGCCCUGAAACUUUGCGAGCGCCUCAGAAACUGCGAGGAGAUGACUCUUCACUUAAUUGGAGCCGAGAUCGAAUUCGAGGCGGAUAUGCUGCAGAAAUGGGAACUCUUCCUGCUCCACAUAACGCCAGCGGUGAAAACUCUGAAUGUGGUCUUUGUUGGACCUGAACUUAAUCCUAACAAUAUAUCCUUUGAACAGCUAAAGAAAAUCAAAUGCUGCCGUUUCUGCAGAAAAGCCCAGAGAACGGUUAACUAUCUUUUUGAGAAUAGUUUAUAUCACGAUUACUGCAAAGAGGCGCACUUUCUUCAGCCGAAUUUGAUUUGCUUCUUUAACUGCGGUCUGUACCGAUCAACUGGUUUCGCUCUGGAGGAUACUUGGCCAGAUACCAUUCAAGCCGCACUUAAUCUCAACUGCCCCAUCGUAGUUACUUCCUAUACAAAAUACGAGGCCCCGUUGGAUAUGAUUCAAUUUAUCAACCAAUCGAAUCGGCAUUUCAAUGUCGUAAUGCCACCAACUGUAAAUCCGUUUUCCUCGGAAAAGCCAGAACGUAAUUUUAUAUCAGAUAAUGAAGCGCCUUUUAUGUAUAAGAACUUUUACUGUUUUGUUGUUGACUAAUCGUAGAUCCACAGUUUAGUUUUUUAAUAAACACCAAUAUGGAACCAUU